AUGGCCCGCCGAAACGUCAUCCGCCUCGCUCGCGCCGCCCUCUCCGCUCAUCUUCCCCGCGGCUCUUCUUGUGUAAAUGAAUCGCUGUGCAGCGGGGGAUAUCGAUGCAGGGAGUAUAACACGGCAGGAUUAUGCAAUAAUCAGACGAGGCCUCUGUUCCAUUGGUAUUCGAGUAAUGGAGGGGUUAAUUAUGGGUUGAAAUUUGGAGUAUCAAGAUCCAUUCACGCCACAGCACACAUGUCAAGCAGAGAUUUUUAUGAUGUACUUGGCAUAAGUAAGAAUGCAACCGCAUCUGAAAUCAAAAAAGCGUAUCUAGGGCUUGCAAAGAAGUUACAUCCGGAUGUGAAUAAAGAUGAUCCUGGAGCUGCAAACAAAUUUCAGCAACUUCAAAAUGCGUAUGAGGUUCUGAAAGAUGAAGAAAAACGCCACACUUUUGAUCACCUUGGUCAUGAUCAUGAUGCUUUCAAUAGUAAUAGUGCAGAAGAGCGUGGAGGUGCUGGACCUGAUUUUUCUGGGUUUCGAGCUUUUGAGGAUAUCUUUAAAAAUCAUAAAGUGGAAUCAAGCUAUCCAGAAAUGAAGACCAUCAAACUCAAGAAGAACACAAGUUGCAGUUGCACAAGAAGCAUGCCUAGAAUGUUGUGA
This is a messenger RNA of Ipomoea nil (Japanese morning glory), 642 nucleotides long. Its product is annotated as chaperone protein dnaJ GFA2, mitochondrial-like. The record is from RefSeq and is a predicted model, not a curated record. Bases 1 to 642 code for a protein of 213 amino acids. The transcript has 2 exons. NCBI's taxonomy places the organism in Eukaryota, Viridiplantae, Streptophyta, Magnoliopsida, Solanales, Convolvulaceae.